AUCACCCCACUUUCAAACCUCCGAACUUCAACAGACACAGACGUUUCUCACAACCAAAUACAAGUGCGAAGAUUCAACCCUGCGCGCUCCACUUUCUCUCUCUCUCAUCGAUCUUGUUCCAUGUCUUCAAUUCUUAUGCUUCUGACUCUGCUUCUUGUGAGCUUCGAAGCAUCAUCAUCAUCGUCACCAGUUGGAUCUCGUUCAAUCCUUCGAGAUAUCAACAAGGGAGACGGUGAUCAACCUGACUACGCCGUUGAUUUGAACGCUACCAACUUCGAUGCAGUUCUGAGGGACACACCAGCUAGAUACGCCAUUGUUGAAUUCUUCGCCCACUGGUGCCCGGCUUGCAGAAAUUAUAAGCGUCACUAUGAAAGAGUGGCAAGGCUUUUCAAUGGAGCUGAUGCAGUUCAUCCAGGGAUCAUAUUGAUGACGAGGGUAGACUGUGCAUCGAAGAUAAACAAUAACCUUUGUGAUAGAUUCUCUAUAAGUCAUUAUCCUAUGCUCUUCUGGGCCCCUCCAUCUAAAUUUGUCUCUGGUGGUUGGGAGCCUAAACAAACAAAAAGUGAAAUACUGGCCAUUGAUGAUGGACGGACAGCUGAUCGCUUGCUUAGCUGGAUUAAUAAGCAAAUGGGCAGCUCAUAUGGUUUGGACGAUGAAAGAUACGAGAAUGAGCAUCUUCAAUGGAAUGCAUCAGAUCCUGGACAGAUUGCACGUGCGGUAUAUGAUGUUGAGGAGGCAACAGGCACUGCCUUUGACAUAAUCUUAGAGCACAAGAUGAUCAAAUCAGAGACUCGGGCAUCUCUUAUAAAAUUCUUACAACUUUUGGUUGUUCAUCACCCUUCUAGGAGGUGCCGGAAGGGAAGUGCAAAAAUACUUGUGAACUUUGAUGAUUUGUGGCCAUCAGAUAUGUUAAUUACCAACAAACAGGAGAUUGUUACUGGUGAAGGAAAGGGCGCACUAAAGAAUUUCCAGAUUUGUGGGAAUGACGUUCCUCGUGGAUACUGGAUGUUUUGUCGUGGCAGCAAGAAUGAUACUAGGGGCUUCAGCUGUGGAUUGUGGGUUCUAUUACAUUCACUCUCUGUGAGAACUGAGGAUGGAGAGAGCCACUUGGCGUUUACAGCUAUAUGUGAUUUUAUCCACAAUUUCUUCGUCUGUGAGGAGUGUCGCCAACAUUUCUAUGAAAUGUGCUCUAGUGUUUCUGGCCCUUUCAACAAAACCCGUGACCUUGUCCUCUGGUUGUGGAGUGCACAUAAUAAAGUCAAUGAGAGACUCAUGAAAGAAGAAGCAUCUCUGAAAACGGUUGACCCUAAAUUCCCAAAGAUUAUUUGGCCUCCAAAACAGCUUUGUCCUUCUUGUUAUCUUGCUCGAAGCCGGAAAAACAAUGAAAGUAGUCGGAUUGAUUGGGACCAUGACGAGGUAUUCAAGUUUUUGACAAACUUCUAUGGGAAGAUGAUCGUGUCUCUGUACAAGGAUAAAGGGCUUCUCGAGGAUGAUGGGACAAACAAGGGUCUGGCUGAAGAUUUGGCAGCUUCAACAAAUGCACUUGUGGUGCCUGUGGGGGCAGCAUUGGCAAUUGCUGUUGCCAGCUGUGCAUUUGGAGCACUUGCCUGCUUCUGGCGUUCACAGCAGAAGAAUCGGAAGUAUUUACACCAUCUACACUCUUUAAAGAACAUAUGAUUAUCGUGAGCUCUUUUAAGAAAAGACUAAAAGAGCAACCCAAAAAAAAAAAAAAAAAAAAUUUUGUGGAGAGAGAGAUGAAGAGAAGAGAGAAGUGUUUGUUAGGAUGUUAUAUUCUUAUUUGUUUUUCUUCAACGAACUUUUCAGGCCAAGGAGAAGCUGGAAAUGAUAUUGUUAAUCGGACAAAUCCACACAUGGCCAUCAAUGAAGAUGCAUAGAAGGUACAAUCAAGCUCUGACUAGGAAUUCAGACAAUGGCCUUGUACCAAAUAGACUGUCAGGUCUUUUUUACUCUUUUUUCCGAGGCUUUCCUUCUUAAUUUUCAUAUGGAUGUACAGGUUUAUAUAUUAAUCUUAAUUUUUGAAGAGAACUUAUAAAGUCCCUCCAACAUUUGCUUUCAUCAGCGUUUUCUUUUUACCUCAUUGUGUAUUAUAUGAAUUUAUGUAAGAAUAAAAAGACAUUUUUAGUUUUGAUACAGUAGAUUAUAAAGUUUAGUUUUUACUGGUUA
Molecule: messenger RNA, 2184 nt
Organism: Cornus florida
Lineage: Eukaryota; Viridiplantae; Streptophyta; Magnoliopsida; Cornales; Cornaceae
Product: sulfhydryl oxidase 2-like
Exons: 11
Coding region: 121-1677 (518 amino acids)
Biological process (GO): protein folding
Cellular component (GO): Golgi membrane
Molecular function (GO): flavin-dependent sulfhydryl oxidase activity; protein disulfide isomerase activity
Source: RefSeq, a predicted model, not a curated record